AUGGCUAUAUUAGAUUCCGGUGCUGAUUGUAAUGUUAUAAGUAAGAGCUUAGUAGAUGAGUUAGGUUUGAAAAUCAAUAAUGCUCAUAUAGAAUCUGAAAAACCACCACAUAUAUUAACUACAGGAGAUAGGCUACCAAUAAUAGGGAUGCUCCAUGAAAUAAAUCACUCUUUUCAAUCCAAAGAUAAUGAAUCAAAGCAAGUAAAAGUUACUGAUGUUUUCAUUACCAAUGAUCCUGAACUUGAAUCUGUACUGAUAUUGAGUCAGCCAUGGUUCCAGGAAAAUGCAAUGAAAGUGGACUUCCCAAAUAAAACUCUUACGUUGCUCAAUAGAACUAGUUAUUGUCUUGUCGAAGGAAGAAUCCCAGUAAAAGCGUUAAUUGAUACAUCGUCGAAGUUUAAUACCAUUAGCAAGAGCUUGUUCGAUAAGCUUGGAACCGAUCAUGGAAUAAGACCAACCUGUGGUCCCGUUAAAAACCUCUAUAAAGAUGCAAUAGGUGAGAUUCGUUGUUUGGAUUUACAAUUCCGGUAUAAAGAGACACACCAUAGCUUAGAUGGUACCGAUACAAUAGACUUCGAGAUUCGCAAAAAUCCACCAUUCGAUCUGGUAUUGGGUCAAGGUUGGUUAUGGGUGCAUGAAGUAAAAAUUAUCUUUGGGUUUUCUCCCAGAACCUAUGAACAUCAUGGUAAAAUUGUAAUAGAUGGUAUGAGUAUCCCAUUAACCCACGAAGAUUUUAAUAAAGCCAGCUCUAGUAAAAAUAACCCACAUAAGUCCGAUUUAUCAAUAGAGGAGAUCACGAAUAUGAUUAAGAAAAUUCUUUCAGAUGUUGAAGAUAAUAAAGAUAAGCAUUCUGGAUUCAAUGUUCCUAGUUUUUGA
This is a messenger RNA of Racocetra persica, 876 nucleotides long. The record is from the annotation of a GenBank genome assembly. NCBI's taxonomy places the organism in Eukaryota, Fungi, Glomeromycota, Glomeromycetes, Diversisporales, Gigasporaceae.